Messenger RNA from Ornithorhynchus anatinus (platypus), 2281 nucleotides. It is a transcript of the gene FAM110C, whose product is annotated as family with sequence similarity 110 member C. The transcript is spliced from 2 exons. Gene Ontology annotation, molecular function: alpha-tubulin binding. Gene Ontology annotation, cellular component: cell cortex. NCBI's taxonomy places the organism in Eukaryota, Metazoa, Chordata, Mammalia, Monotremata, Ornithorhynchidae. The record is from RefSeq and is a predicted model, not a curated record. The coding region runs from base 315 to 1391 and encodes 358 amino acids. Gene Ontology annotation, biological process: regulation of cell projection assembly; positive regulation of cell migration.
CCUCCUCCUCUCCCAGGGAGGAAGUCAGCUUCGCCACCAUUGGCUGCUCUCGGGGUCUGAGGGCUUGGUUUAGCUCUCUGAGGUGAAUGGGCCUCAAAGCAGCUGUGUGGAGGUGUGCAGUCGGGGCUUGUAGCAGACAAGCUACAAGCUUCGGCCUCUUCCCGGGCCGAAGAGUCUGUCGACAAGCGGGUUCCCCCCUCCGCCCGGACUCUGGAAUCCGCCUGGAAAUUCACACUGGAAGAUAGGGAAGCGACCUCCCGGGGCCUGCCUCUCCUCCCUGCCCCCAGAGCGGGAGCCGGAGCCCCGAAACUGAUAUGCCAACUGAAAUCGCCUGGGCUGUGAGAAUGCAGGCCGUCUCGGACUUCCACUCCUCGGUGACAACUCGGCUCCUGAACAAGGGGCCGGACUACCUGCGCAGGCAGAUGGAAGGGAGCGGGCCGGCCAGGAUGAGUGCCGUCGAGAGGCUGGCAGCCGACAAGGCCAAGUAUGUCAAGAGCCAGCGGGUCAUCGACGCCAAGCAGGAAGCCACCCUGCUCGUCUCCUCUUCGGAGAGCAGCUCCGAGAGCUGCUCCUGGGAAAGCGGGAAGAGCCACAGGGACCCACGUGGGAAGCCGGACCCAGAGAGAGGACAUCUCGGCCCGAGCCCUCCGGCGAAAGGCUGCCCCAUCGCCCGGCGGGCCUUGACCAGGAGACCGAUGAGGCCGGACUCCCUGGUGAUCUAUCGCCAGAAAUGUGAGUUUGUCAAAGGUCAAGGGGCGGAGAGCCCCAGGGGGAGCUUGGUGAAGAGGCUGCUCCAGGGGUCGGUGAAGGAGAGGCCACCGCCGUCUCCGGAGAUGCCAAAGGUCAGAGAGGAGACCAAGUCGGAGGGCGAGGACGCGGGCUCUGCCGGACCCACGGCCGGAGGCCGCAGCGACCCCGUGGCUGGCCCUCCCUGUCCCCCCGGGCCUGCCCGGCCCUCCCCCCAACCCGGCGAGAAGGAGGGUCCCUCUCCCCCGGCCCAGGGGCCGGCCGACCUCGGGGACGGGAGGAGGCGAGGCCUACACCGCUCCCAUUCUGACAUCAGCUCCCGCUUCUCCAAGUCCUUCUCCGAGUCCGACACCUUCUUCAAGUACUGCGGCCUGGAGCCGGACGUGGUGGAGGAUCUCGGGAGGGAGAACUUCUCGGCCGUGUCUGACCACGUCUCCUUCAAGAUCCGCAGCGUGAGCAUGGUCGCCUCCGACGGCGGCUUCUCCCACAACAGCGCGGGAGACGGGCUGUUGGAGGAAGAGCUGGCCGAACAGGUCUCCCCGGGCCCGUCGGUCAUCGAGCGCAACGCUCGGAUCAUCAAGUGGCUGUACACUUGCAAGAAGGCCAAGGCCAAUCCUCCCCGCCCGUUGCAAGAGCUGGCGUGAACGCUAAACCCUCUCUCCGGGAGGAAAGACGAGAAUGAAGACAUCCCCCCGAUUCUGGUUACGUCGAGAAGAUCCACAAGCUAAAAACUCACAGGAAUCUUUUCAGCUCUCUGGCUUUUAGCGAGUGCAGAAGAAAGUGUGAUUUUCCUCCCACGCCCCAGAAAAAGACUCCUUCCUUGGGUCAAAAAUCAAGGGAGCCCACAAGGUCUUCAGCGAUUGAUGGGGAAAAAAAAAAAUCUACUGAGGAGAUGGUGGAGAUGUCACCGUAGUGAGACCCAAAGGCGAAGCUUCGAUGACCCUUUCGAAUGGUAUCCUGGCUCGAGGAAGACAUUUCCAGUGCAAGCUGGAGUCAGACGUGGGGAGGGAGUUGGGGGAUUUUGCUCUAGAAAAGUCUAAGAGCGACAGACUGGCAGAGCUCACUUUGGCUGCUCCUCAACGUUUGCCGAUUUCUUGCAGACCGUAGCGUGAAGUGAGCUAUUGCCGCAGUACCCGCUCUGCAGUGCCAUUGAGCGUUUUGUGCCACCACUACGGUACAGGGCCAGGAUAUGUGUCUUUGAAACCACCAGGAAAAUCUUGUCCCUUUUUUUUUAGGUCAAUGUCAUAAGGCUUAAUGUCUAAGGUAGUGUUCUUCACUACCCUCUUGGGCAGCCCUGAUUUUUUUUGAAAAGCUACAUUGAAAGAGCUCCAGGAAGCUGAGGAUAAACAAGGAUCAUCGGUGUCCUUGCUCAUAUUUUGCCCCCGAAAAGGGUCCAGGAGAGCAGAAUGAUCUAGGGUAUGUGAACGGUGUCCUCGCUCUGUUUCUGACCCGCGGCUCCAGGGGAAACAGACAUCUAACAAUAAUAACUGUGGUAUUUGUUAAGCGUUUAUUAUGUGCUGGGCACCAUUCUAAA